Xylaria bambusicola is the source of this 1808-nucleotide messenger RNA. Its product is annotated as glycoside hydrolase superfamily. Bases 194 to 1561 code for a protein of 455 amino acids. Gene Ontology annotation, cellular component: extracellular region. The record is from RefSeq and is a predicted model, not a curated record. The transcript has a single exon. Gene Ontology annotation, molecular function: chitin binding; chitinase activity. NCBI's taxonomy places the organism in Eukaryota, Fungi, Ascomycota, Sordariomycetes, Xylariales, Xylariaceae. Gene Ontology annotation, biological process: chitin catabolic process; carbohydrate metabolic process.
CCCAUCUGAGGGAGCCGGCCAGCCGACGUCAUCCCGCGACAGCUCCGAUGAUUGGCUACAGCUUGGGAACCUAAGACGACGACAAGACGGCUGAACUGUCCGCAGCAUCGAACUAUUGAUUUCGUUAGGCAUCUAAAUAGAUGUAAUUUAUAUGUAAUAGUUAUAAGAAAGAAUCAAGCGAACUACUUUGCGAAUGCUAUCUCUCAGACUCAUCGUAUUUACUGCCAUCUCGACAUUCAUACUUCUCGCCGCGCUCCUCUUUGGCACAUACCCUUCCUCGAGCUGGCUUCAGUCUCUGAAACCUAACUUCCCAGAAUCCUUUGACAAAGGAUCAUCUUCAUCCCACCACAACACGACGACAUCCAUCAUCAUGGGUGGCCAAUACCGCUCCGUAGCAUACUUCGUGAACUGGGCCAUCUACGGCCGGAAACACCUCCCGCAGCACCUGCCCGCGGAGAAACUGACGCACGUGCUAUACGCCUUCGCCAACGUGCGCCCGGAGUCCGGCGAGGUCUAUCUCACAGACACCUGGGCCGACACGGACAUCCACUGGGAAGGCGACUCGUGGAACGACGUCGGGACGAAUCUCUACGGAUGUCUGAAACAACUCAACCUCCUGAAGCGCCGCAACAGGAGCCUCAAGAUCCUCCUCUCGAUAGGCGGGUGGACAUACAGUUCUAAUUUCCGCCAACCCGCGUCCACGCCCGCCGGCAGAGAGACGUUCGCGCGAUCAUGCGUGGAUCUCGUCAAGAACCUCGGGUUCGACGGCAUCGACAUCGACUGGGAGUAUCCGCAGAACAGCGAGGAAGCAGAGCACUACGUCGCGCUAUUACAAGCCGUGCGCGCCGCGCUCGACGAAUACGCCGCGCAGUCCGCGGGCGGUUAUCACUUCGAGCUGACGGUGGCGUGUCCCGCCGGCGCGCAGAACUACGAGAAGCUGGACAUGCCCGCCAUGGACGCGUAUCUCGACUUCUGGAACCUGAUGGCGUACGAUUACGCGGGGUCCUGGGACUCCACGGCGGGACACCAGGCGAAUCUCCACGCUAGCGCGUCGAACCCGUCUUCCACGCCUUUCGACACCGAGGGCGCCGUGGCGGCGUAUAUGGCCCGCGGCGUCGCGCCUGAUAAAAUCGUUCUCGGAAUGCCGUUGUACGGCCGCGCGUUUCAGAACACGGAUGGUCCGGGGGCGGCGUACUCUGGUAUCGGCGAGGGGACGUGGGAGAAUGGUGUGCAUGAUUAUAAGAAGUUGCCGUUGGAUGGUGCUGAGGAGAGGAUGGACGAGGACGCUGGCGCGACGUAUUGUUAUCAUCCUGGGACGAGGACCAUGGUCAGUUAUGAUACUGUGCCUAUGGCGCGGAGGAAGGCGGAGUAUAUUGUUGAGAAAGGACUUGGUGGCGCCAUGUGGUGGGAGUCCUCAGGGGAUAAAGAGGGGGAGGAGAGUUUGAUCGGGAAUGUGGUUGAUGUGCUUGGUGGAAGCGAUGGGCUCGAGAAGAGCGAGAAUUGCAUCGAGUUCCCCGAGACGAGGUAUGAUAAUUUGCGGGAGGGGUUUCCUAAUAAUUAGGGUUGAUAUCUGGGGAAGGCGAGAAGUGUUCUUGUCUUGAGGAGUGAGUAAGGGAUAGGUGGAUGGAGAUACGCGGGUUCGGGUUGAAAAUUAUUUGCAUGGUUUGGAAUGGGAAAAUUACGUAUGUAUGGGGUUGAUAGAAUAGCAAUCCUGUGUUAUGAGAUAUGAAAUCAUGAAUGAUGGUGUCUUUUAUUUUUUACGCCUGUGCUGUAGGAUACUUCAUUCAUAUUUUCUAGAUGAGCGCUAC